AGCACGAAGACGCUGGCGGCGCGGGAGAUGGCGCUGCGGGCCUCCUUGGAGAUGUUGACACCGUCCGGGAGCUGUGAAAAGAGCGUGGGGAUUUCCUGUCCCCUCUUUAUAUGUGGAAACGAGCUGAGAGAGGGGAGAACACUUGCCUGCGACCAUACAGCCAGUAGAUGAAAAGCCAGAGGCCUCUAAUGUCAGCGUAAGUCUACUGAUCUACUGUUGGAGCAAACCCAUUCAUUUCUGCUAUGGACUUGCCAGAGGAGAGCCAGUGGGAUGAAACCACCUGCCAGCUGGCUGUUUGCCAGCAUCCACAAUGCUGGGCCACGAUCCGCCGGAUUGAGAGGGGCCACCCUCGAAUCCUGGGCCCCCCACGCAAAACAGCUCUGAAUGAUGAAGACAAACUUCCAGUGCUCACCACUGUAAACAUGGCAGAUUCCUGCCUCUGGGCCAAGAGACAUGCUCAUCAUCAUUUAUCAGGAUUUACCUUCACCAGACCACCUGCUCUACUAUGUCCAGGUGCUAAGUUUGACUCCAAACUCCAAGGCAGGCCUCGGAAGGACUUACCUGACAAAGAUUUAAUCGACCGUCCCGAUAGAUCUUCUAAAGUAAGUCACAGAUUAAAAAAGCUUUCAGUGCUGAAUUUGAAUGAGACACAACUUCCCAGCCCUCAAGAUGUUAGAAAUAUGGUUGUAAUCUGGAUCCCAGAACAACCACAGAGGCACGUGAGUCCCGCUGAGAAGAAGCCUGUUCUUCCCAGCCAGGACUGGAUGGAGAGGAGAAUGAUCUCUACAAUGAAAGAUGGUUGGCUCUCCAGAAAGCAGAAAACAGAGACACAGUUGGGGCCUCCAGGGAUGAUUGUGCCUCCCCCCUCACCCAUACAAUUUCUUGAGCAACAGUCUGUACCUUUCUGGAACCAAUUUGACAUGUUACCUCAGGAUCUACUGAAGGACCUCUUGCCUAAUGAGGGGAAGACCAUGCCUUCUCUGGAGAUGAGGACACAGUUGGCCAUGAUGAAGAAGAAAGCUCCCCUGGAAAAGAGUCGACCCGACAAUGCCAUUUCUGCUAAGAUGUUCUUAACCGUACACCGCCUCACGCUGCAGAGACCAGCAUUGAGAUAUCCUAAACAUUCAAAGAAAUUAUAUCACAACCUGAACACAGAAGGUCACAAGAAGCAGCAGCAGUGGCAGCAGAAGCAGCCACAGAGGAAGGUGAAAACCCAGCUGAAGAGUCAGGAGGCUAAAAAGAAAUCCAAGAGUGAUCUGGGGAGUCAGGACAUUUUGCAUAAACAUUCUGGUGCCGUGGUGUAUGGCCCACGCUAUGGUCACAGAACUCUACGAAGCCAAGAAAGUGACAAAAAGCAGCCACAGCAGACAAAGUCAGAAGGACCCACCUUGAGAAAGGAUUCCACAAAGAGGACCCAGAUGGAAUACUUGGAGAAUCAUCUGGAUUCCUUCUCCGGUAAAGAUGGCAAGUUACUAGGGUGGAGGAACCUCAGUAAGUCACUCAGGCCAGGGAGAGCUGAACCUGUGUUGACAAGGAUGGUUCACCACCCUGGACGCCAUAGUUCUAUUCCCUCAGAAGGGUCCUAAAGACACGCAGCCCUUCCUUCUCUGUCCUCCAUUUGUUGUGGUUGGGAGAGGGCUGCAGGUGCAGUUAAUGGCUGGGUCUUCUUUUAGAUCCCGAGUUAUCCAAGACAGAACCCUCUAAGAAGGACAUCAGCGCUCAGGAGUUGGUUGUGCUGGAAUCCCAAGACAGGAACUCAGAGGACCUCUCAGACGAUACAUCUAGAAGGUGGAACCCUGAGCUCAAGCUCCUGAGGAUUCUUCAGGCCACUGAUAAUGAGGAUGAGGAGGACCAGCUCUCCGAGUCACAGAGUGAAGAGUCUUUCUAGACCUCAGAGGACAACCUUAUUCCAGAGAAAGAUGCUUGAAAUCCUCCGGACAGAGACCUUGGACAUACAGACAGAAAGGAGAGGGGACUUCUGCUCCUGGGAGCCUUCAUGAGGGCCCCACUGUAGGGACUCUGCUUUCUUCAUUCACUUCUCCUUACCUCUAAAAUCAGUGAGGGAGAAAAAGCCUCCCCCUUUUUAAACUGAGUUGUUUCUCUUUCAUUAGGGGCAGAAAAAUUUUAGUGAUUAAACACCACUGCUUAAGAAAAAGGCUCAUUCUCUUCCUGGGAGGAUGGGAGAGAUAUUUCUGUGGAUGUGUUUUCUGGGUCACUUUUAUCUCCCCUCUGGAGCUCUGAAAGGUUUCCAGUCACAGGAAGAUGAGUUUUGGGACACCUGGCUAGCUCCUUCCAUUGGGCAUGCAGCUCUGGAUCUCAAGGUUGUGAGUUCA
Lontra canadensis (Northern American river otter) is the source of this 2333-nucleotide messenger RNA. RefSeq names its product chromosome unknown C9orf43 homolog (gene CUNH9orf43). Bases 243 to 1586 code for a protein of 447 amino acids. The record is from RefSeq and is a predicted model, not a curated record. The transcript is spliced from 14 exons. NCBI's taxonomy places the organism in Eukaryota, Metazoa, Chordata, Mammalia, Carnivora, Mustelidae.